ACUCUUCCGUCUUCAACCCUUUGGCAUCCGGCAAACCCACACUAGUACUGCUCAACUACUUGAUUGCCUCCUCACUGGCACCGCCCCUCCCAAUUGCAGUGACACUGCGCCACCACCCCGGCUCCAGCGAGAUCCAGACCCCAAAGACCCCCAACACACCUCGCCCGCGCCAGCAGCAGCCGGCCUUCUCUGCUCGGAGGGGAGCAAUGGCCGCCAACGGAGGCGGGUACCGGGCCGAGGACGACUACGACUACCUCUUCAAGGUGGUGCUCAUCGGCGACUCCGGCGUCGGCAAGUCCAACCUCCUCUCCCGCUUCACCAAGAACGAGUUCAGCCUCGAGUCCAAGUCCACCAUCGGCGUUGAGUUCGCCACCCGCAGCCUCCAGGUCGACGGCAAGGUCAUCAAGGCCCAGAUUUGGGACACCGCCGGCCAGGAGAGGUACCGUGCUAUUACAAGUGCCUAUUACCGUGGAGCUGUAGGAGCAUUACUUGUCUAUGAUGUCACCCGCCGUGCUACAUUCGACAAUGUGAGCCGUUGGCUAAGGGAGCUCAGAGACCACACUGAUCAAAGCAUCGUUGUCAUGCUGAUUGGCAACAAAUCUGAUCUCCGCCACUUGGUGACCGUCUCAACUGAGGACGCAAAAGAGUUUGCGGAGGCUGAGUCCAUGUACUUCAUGGAAACGUCUGCGCUAGACGCCACCAACGUGGACAACGCGUUCUCAGAGGUCCUGACCCAGAUAUACCAGAUCGUGAGCAAGAAGACAGUGGAGGCACCGGAGGAUGGCGCGGCUGGCCCGGGCAAAGGGGAGAAAAUAAACGUGAAGGAUGAUGUGUCCGCAAUGAAGAGAGUUGGGUGCUGCUCAAACUAAGGCGAAUACAAACGGUUUGUUCAUUUUUCAUGUAGGUAAGGUACGGUCGGCUUGCAGGAUAAGAAAUGUGUUGGAUUCUGUUUCUGGUGGUGUUGCCGAGGCUUAGGGUCACUAAAAGAACAAUUCAAUCUACCGAUUUAAAUUAUCGACUAUGAAUUUGUGAUUCUGUCAGAUUCA
Molecule: messenger RNA, 1046 nt
Organism: Panicum hallii
Lineage: Eukaryota; Viridiplantae; Streptophyta; Magnoliopsida; Poales; Poaceae
Product: ras-related protein RIC2-like
Exons: 2
Coding region: 207-869 (220 amino acids)
Cellular component (GO): endosome
Molecular function (GO): GTPase activity; GTP binding
Source: RefSeq, a predicted model, not a curated record